Lagopus leucura (white-tailed ptarmigan) is the source of this 1048-nucleotide messenger RNA. It is a transcript of the gene ALKBH4, whose product is annotated as alkB homolog 4, lysine demethylase. The record is from RefSeq and is a predicted model, not a curated record. Gene Ontology annotation, molecular function: actin binding; demethylase activity; oxidoreductase activity. NCBI's taxonomy places the organism in Eukaryota, Metazoa, Chordata, Aves, Galliformes, Phasianidae. Gene Ontology annotation, cellular component: midbody; contractile ring. Gene Ontology annotation, biological process: oxidative demethylation; actomyosin structure organization; protein demethylation. The transcript is spliced from 3 exons. The coding region runs from base 16 to 978 and encodes 320 amino acids.
CGCUCAGCCGGGCGGAUGGAAGAAGAAGAGGAGGAGGAGGCGGCAGCGAGCGGAGGCGCGGGGCCGAGCUGCGGCUGCAAGGGGAUCCGCUCCUGUCUGCUCUGCGAGGGGCCCGCGCAGGCUGCUCCGCCCACACAGGGGGAGGAUAAUUUCACUUACUGUCCGGCAACGGGUUUAGCUGAAGGCAAUGAGUGCUCCCCAUUUGCUGGCUGGGCAUUUCCGUUCCCAGGGGUGUUUUUGGCGGAGGAGUUCAUUAGCGAGGAUGAAGAAGUGGAGGUGGUUGAACUGAUGGAUAGGGAUGAAUGGAAGCCCUCGCAGUCUGGUCGAAAGAAGCAGGAUUACGGACCCAAAGUGAACUUCAAGAAACAGAGGUUGAAAGCUGGUGGCUUUACUGGCUUGCCAAGUUUUAGUAAAAAGAUUGUGGCACAGAUGGAGGCCUGCUCUGUGCUAGGUGGCUUCAUGCCUGUUGAACAAUGCAAUCUGGACUACAGGCCAGAAAGAGGUUCUGCCAUUGACCCACAUUUUGAUGAUUGGUGGCUGUGGGGAGAACGUCUGGUUAGCUUAAACUUGCUCUCAAAAACUGUGCUGUCCAUGUCUUGUGAUUCAGAGGACAGCAUCCAAUUAUUUCCUACUUUCAGUAAUGAAAACAGGGAAUUAAAUCCCCUUGGAUCUCUUACACAAACGUCACCAUGUGAGAAUUCAGGCAAACAGGGAAGCAGCUGCCUUUUAUCCCCAAGGCUCGUCCCAAGUAAGGAAGUGACCGUUGCCAUUCGCUUACCCAGGAGAUCUCUGGUGGUGCUGUAUGGUGAGGCUCGCUACAAGUGGAAGCACGCCAUUCACCGCAGGCAUAUCGAGCAUCGGCGAGUGUGUGUCACGUUCAGAGAGCUGUCUGCAGAGUUCAGGGCUGGAGGAAGGCAUGAGGAGCUGGGCAGAGAACUGCUGGAGAUAGCUCUUUCCUUUCAAGGGACACCGGUGUGAUCAGCAAAGGGCUGCUAGAAUUGUGUCUUAAGAAAUGUGAAAAAUAAAAACCAGGAUUUGUAGAAUUUGA